Diospyros lotus (date-plum) is the source of this 4100-nucleotide messenger RNA. Its product is annotated as cellulose synthase-like protein D3. Gene Ontology annotation, biological process: cellulose biosynthetic process; plant-type primary cell wall biogenesis. NCBI's taxonomy places the organism in Eukaryota, Viridiplantae, Streptophyta, Magnoliopsida, Ericales, Ebenaceae. The record is from RefSeq and is a predicted model, not a curated record. The coding region runs from base 366 to 3770 and encodes 1134 amino acids. The transcript has 4 exons. Gene Ontology annotation, cellular component: trans-Golgi network; plasma membrane. Gene Ontology annotation, molecular function: mannan synthase activity; cellulose synthase (UDP-forming) activity.
AGAAGCUUCUCUCGUUCGCUCUCUCUCUCUCUCUCUCUCUCUCUCUCUCUCUCUCAGUUUGGGUUUGUCUGAAAACUUCAUAAAUCCGAACAUACCAAAGUUCAAGCUCGAAAGCCUAAGCAGCAUUAUCUUCUCGCACUAAUUUUUUUUUUUUUUUCCCAUUAAAGGAGGUGAACCAGCCGAAUCAAGGGUACCCAAAAACUCCAGAUCUGUCUUCUUUAUUUGUGGGUGGAGAGCCGGCGGCCUCCCGGAGAGUGUGGCUAUGGCUUUUGUUUGAAGAAGUUUGUGUUUUGGACUAUUCAGCUACUCUUUUGAAAUUUCAGGAACUGCUGAGAUAUUGUUUUGGACUAAACAUUUUCAAUAGAAUGGCUUCGAGAUCGUUUAAAGCUUCAGAGUCACAGCAGGGUAGGGCAGUUCCCAUGACAGUGACCUUUGCGAGAAGGACUUCAUCUGGUCGAUAUGUCAGCUAUUCUAGAGAAUCCAAUGAUCUCGAUAGCGAAAUCGGCAGUGGCGAGUACGCGAACUACACCGUGCAAAUACCCCUCACACCUGAUAAUCAGCCCAUGGAUCCAUCGAUCUCACAGAGGGUUGAGGAGCAGUAUGUGUCGAAUUCAAUGUUUACAGGGGGGUUUAACAGUGUUACUCGUGCCCAUUUGAUGGAUAAGGUAAUUGAGUCUGAAACAAGCCAUCCACAGAUGGCAGGUGCAAAAGGGUCUCGCUGUGCGAUCCCGGGAUGUGAUGGAAAGGUAAUGAGUGAUGAGAGGGGAGAAGACAUCCUCCCCUGCGAAUGUGAUUUUAAGAUAUGCCGGGAUUGUUAUGUUGAUGCCGUGAAAACUGGAGAUGGCAUUUGCCCAGGAUGUAAAGAACCUUACAAGACCAGUGAUUUGGAUCAGAAUGAAGAUGACAACAGCCGGCCACUCCCUCUGCCACCUAAUGCGGGGAUGUCAAAGAUGGAGAGGAGGUUGUCGUUGAUGAAAUCUACCAAAUCAGUGCUGAUGAGAAGUCAAACCGGAGAUUUUGAUCAUAAUCGAUGGUUGUUCGAGACAAAGGGAACUUAUGGAUAUGGAAAUGCAAUAUGGCCAAAGGAGGGGGAUUUUGAGAAUGACAACGGCGAUGGAGUUGGUGAGCCUUCUGAACUUCUUAACAAGCCCUGGCGGCCCCUAACCCGUAAGUUGAAGAUACCUGCUGCAAUUAUAAGCCCAUAUCGGCUACUAAUCUUUGUCCGCAUAGUUGUUCUGGCAUUAUUUCUUGAAUGGAGAAUCCGCAACCCCAAUCACGAUGCACCAUGGUUGUGGCUUAUGUCUGUGAUCUGUGAGGUUUGGUUUGCUUUCUCAUGGUUACUCGAUCAGCUUCCGAAGUUCUCCCCAGUAAAUCGUGCUACUGAUCUUAAUGUUUUGAAAGAAAAGUUUGAAACAACCGGUCCCCACAACCCGACUGGGAAAUCUGAUCUGCCAGGUAUAGACAUCUUUGUUUCUACUGCAGACCCAGAGAAAGAGCCACCUCUGGUCACUUCCAACACCAUCCUAUCCAUCCUAGCGGCUGAUUAUCCGGUUGAAAAGCUUGCUUGCUACGUUUCGGAUGAUGGUGGUGCCCUUUUAACCUUUGAGGCGAUGGCAGAAGCUGCAAGCUUUGCCAAUCUGUGGGUCCCAUUUUGCAGAAAGCAUGAUAUUGAGCCAAGGAACCCAGAAUCUUAUUUCAAUUUGAAGAAAGAUCCUUUCAAGAAUAAGGUGCGUCCAGACUUUGUCAAGGAUCGCAGACGAGUCAAACGUGAGUACGAUGAGUUCAAGGUUCGUAUCAAUGGCCUUCCUGAUUCAAUCCGGCGUAGGUCUGAUGCCUAUAAUGCUCGAGAGGAAAUCAAGGCUAUGAAGCUUCAGAGAGAGAGAGGCAGUGAUGAACCACUGGAAAGUAUAAAAAUUGUUAAGGCUACGUGGAUGGCAGAUGGAACCCACUGGCCGGGCACUUGGGUUGUUUCCUCUGAGGAGCAGUCUAGGGGUGACCAUGCUGGAAUUAUUCAGGUGAUGCUGAAACCUCCAAGCGAUGAUCCACUACAUGGGACAUCAGUUGAUUCCAAUCCCAUUGAUCUGACAGAAGUGGAUAUCCGGCUUCCUAUGUUGGUUUAUGUUUCUCGCGAAAAGCGGCCUGGAUAUGAUCACAACAAAAAGGCCGGCGCUAUGAAUGCCUUGGUUCGAGCCUCGGCCAUCAUGUCCAAUGGACCCUUUAUUCUGAACCUUGACUGUGAUCACUACAUUUACAACUCCCAGGCAUUAAGAGAAGGCAUGUGCUUUAUGAUGGACCGUGGUGGUGAUCGCAUUUGCUAUGUCCAGUUCCCUCAGAGGUUUGAAGGAAUCGACCCAUCUGAUCGCUAUGCCAAUCACAACACCGUUUUCUUUGACAUCAACAUGCGUGCUCUUGAUGGGCUUCAGGGUCCAGUUUACGUUGGAACCGGAUGCCUCUUCCGCAGGAUAGCUUUAUAUGGCUUUGACCCUCCGCGAUCAAAAGAAUACCACUCUGGCUGCUGCAGCUGUUGUUUUGCUCGUCGUAAGAAGUCUUCUACAAUUACUACUUCCCACGAGGAGAACAGAUCACUUCGCAUGGGAGAUUCUGAUGAUGAAAUGGACAUUUCUCUGUUUCCUAAGAAGUUUGGAAACUCAUCCUUUCUUAUUGAUACAAUUCCGGUGGCGGAGUUCCAAGGCCGACCACUUGCUGAUCACCCUGCCGUGAAGAAUGGACGACCUCCAGGUGCUCUUAUGAUUCCUCGGGAGCUUCUUGAUGCAUCUACAGUCUCCGAAGCAAUCAGUGUCAUCUCGUGUUGGUACGAAGAUAAAACGGAAUGGGGCAUCCGAGUAGGGUGGAUAUAUGGAUCCGUGACUGAAGAUGUGGUGACAGGGUAUCGGAUGCACAACCGGGGCUGGAAAUCAGUUUAUUGUGUCACCAAGAGGGACGCUUUUCGUGGGACUGCGCCCAUUAAUCUGACAGAUAGACUUCACCAGGUCCUCCGGUGGGCCACUGGUUCGGUUGAGAUAUUCUUCUCCCGGAACAAUGCUGUUCUGGCAAGUCCUAAAAUGAAGUUUCUACAGAGGGUAGCUUACCUCAAUGUUGGCAUCUAUCCGUUCACCUCCAUUUUCCUUAUUGUUUACUGCUUCCUCCCGGCACUUUCCCUGUUCUCCGGCCAAUUCAUCGUCCAGUCCCUCAACGUCGCCUUCCUCACCUACCUUCUGAUCAUCUCCUUGACCCUCUGCUUGCUGGCUGUGCUCGAGAUCAAGUGGUCCGGCAUUGAACUGGAGGAAUGGUGGCGAAACGAGCAGUUCUGGUUAAUCGGAGGCACAAGUGCGCAUCUUGCUGCUGUGCUUCAGGGCCUUCUGAAGGUAGUCGCUGGCAUUGAGAUAUCUUUCACAUUAACGUCAAAGUCCGGCGGUGAGGAUGCUGACGAUGAGUUUGCGGACCUGUACAUCCUCAAAUGGACAUCGCUGAUGAUACCCCCUAUCACAAUCAUGAUGACGAACCUGAUCGCAAUAGCAGUUGGCUUCAGCCGAACAAUAUACAGCGAGAUACCUCAAUGGAGCCGGCUGCUAGGUGGCGUGUUCUUCAGCUUCUGGGUCCUGGCUCAUCUCUACCCAUUCGCAAAAGGGCUCAUGGGAAGACGGGGGAGGACACCAACAAUCGUGUUUGUCUGGUCCGGGCUUCUGGCAAUCACGAUUUCGCUCCUCUGGGUCGCGAUCAACCCCCCGUCAGGCAGUUCUGAGAUCGGGGGAUCCUUCCAGUUCCCAUGAAAUUUCCGACCUCAACAGCAGGUGUUCAACAUCAUUCAUCUGCCCGUUCUUGCUAAAUUCAAAGUUGCCGAGGGGUUAUUGUUUCAGCAACCCAACUUGUGAGAAAAAUGGGGAAGAGGCUUUGAGAAGAGUAGGGUGAGGGAUUGAUUCUGAAUAUGCUGUUCAUAUUCAUUGAUUUUUGCUUAAAUUUGGGUUGUCUAUAGACUCCGCAGUGGGAGAGGUUGUGUUGUAACACAUUCUUUGUAAUUAGUGAGACCUCUUAAGUAGAGUUCAUCUCUUUCUUUACUUAUGCUUUGCCUAUAAAUUAAAUUCUAGAAUUAUUUUGAAUCA